This is a messenger RNA of Dovyalis caffra, 234 nucleotides long. The record is from the annotation of a GenBank genome assembly. NCBI's taxonomy places the organism in Eukaryota, Viridiplantae, Streptophyta, Magnoliopsida, Malpighiales, Salicaceae.
AUGGAAUCAAAAGCAGCAGCCGCAACACCGCCAUAUCAAAGUUCUGCGAGAUUCGCUGACUCUCAAUGUUACCCUCAGUACACAGCGUCUCUUAAAUGCAAAUUCUCAGGCUUGGAAGAGUUUGGCUCGGACAAAAGUAAAUGUCAAGAGCAUUUUGAUGUUUACAAGGAAUGCAAGAAAAAAGAGCGAGAAGCUCGGUUGGAACGCAACAAAAGUCGCUCCCUCUUCUCGUGA